CAGAGUGUGCGCCGAGCGGGUGCUCGAGGACCCUGGGCCCGCCCCCUCGGCUCCUGCCUAGCCCCGCUCUGCCUGCUGCUCCCUCGUGGAGAGCGGGCUACUGGGGCGGAGACGGCGCCGCUGCGACCAUGAGGCUACCCAACAUCUUGCUCACGGGUACACCAGGGGUUGGAAAGACCACACUAGGUAAAGAACUUGCAUCAAGAACAGGAUUGACGUACAUUAAUGUGGGCGAUUUAGCACAAGAAGGACAAUUAUAUGAUGGCUUUGAUGAGGAAUAUGAAUGUCCCAUUUUGGAUGAAGACAGAGUAGUUGAUGAGUUAGAAAAUAAAAUGCAAGAAGGUGGAGUUAUUGUUGAUUACCAUGGCUGUGACUUCUUCCCUGAACGAUGGUUUCAUAUAGUUUUUGUACUUCAGACAGAUAAUUCUGUAUUAUAUACAAGACUUGAAAAGAGGGGAUACAGUGUAAAGAAACUACAGGACAAUAUUCAGUGUGAAAUUUUCCAAAUUCUUUAUGAAGAAGCCAUGGCCUCCUACAAGCAUGAAAUAGUACACCGGCUACCCAGCAAUGUGCCAGAAGAACUAGAGAGUAAUUUAGAUCAGAUAAUGAAAUGGAUCGAGCAGUGGAUAAGAGAUAAUAAUUGAACCUUGAGGGCAGAGCAUGGACUUUCAAGGAUUUCCACAUGAUGGUUAAAGAUUUUCUUGAUGAUCUCUCUCUCCUCAUGCGAUAGAAAUUAAGACAAUAUACACCGAAUUUUACUAAGAGUGUGUUGUAGAAGUAGCUGGUGGACGAUAUAUAAGGUUGAGUUAUGGCUAAAUUAAUUUUUUUCUCCAUGAGAAAACUGAAAACCCCCCAAAUACAAUGAAUAAGAUAUUAAGGACUUUUUAAAGUUUAGGAAAUAUUCAGCAUUCUCAGUUAAUUUGGUUAACUGCUAUAGAAUAAAUAAAUUUGAGAAAAUAGGUAGAAAUCUAUAAUACGUUACACACAAAAGAAAAUGAAGGCUAGGAGGAACUGCUGACUUACAAAUAAAACAGUCUAAGGAUAAAGCUAUAAAAAUUAUAUUAAGUGUUCUGUUGGUGGUGAAUUGCUGGGUUUUUUUUUUUUAAUUUAAAAAAAAAAUCUUGGAAAUUGGUUAUAAAUUAGGAUAGUCAAAAAGCAAAUGGUGAGAUCUUUGAGAAAAUAGCAUUUUUUAAGCAUAAGAGUUCAUUGAGCUUUUUUGCCUAUAAAAUCGCUGCUGAUCCUAGCACUGAUACUUAUCUCUGCAAAAGAGCAAGCCAAUCAUAUUUUCCUUAUGUAGAAGGGAAAUAAAGUCUUCUGUGCACCAUGGAAA
Dromiciops gliroides (monito del monte) is the source of this 1330-nucleotide messenger RNA. It is a transcript of the gene AK6, whose product is annotated as adenylate kinase 6. Gene Ontology annotation, cellular component: cytoplasm; nucleus. Lineage: Eukaryota; Metazoa; Chordata; Mammalia; Microbiotheria; Microbiotheriidae. The coding region runs from base 129 to 644 and encodes 171 amino acids. Gene Ontology annotation, molecular function: ATP hydrolysis activity; AMP kinase activity; ATP binding. The transcript is spliced from 5 exons. The record is from RefSeq and is a predicted model, not a curated record.